This is a messenger RNA of Penicillium concentricum, 870 nucleotides long. Its product is annotated as HpcH/HpaI aldolase family protein. Gene Ontology annotation, molecular function: aldehyde-lyase activity. The record is from RefSeq and is a predicted model, not a curated record. NCBI's taxonomy places the organism in Eukaryota, Fungi, Ascomycota, Eurotiomycetes, Eurotiales, Aspergillaceae. The transcript is spliced from 5 exons. Bases 1 to 870 code for a protein of 289 amino acids. Gene Ontology annotation, cellular component: cytoplasm.
AUGUCUUCCGUUACACUUCGCUCAGCUCUGGAAACCACCCCAGUGGCAUACGGAUUCUGGUUGACCCUCCCCAGUGCCCCCGUUGCAAAGACAAUCCUCCGCCGCAGCCCCGAGUUCACAGAAGGCGGAUUCAGCUGGGUCCUAGUUGACGCCGAACAUGGAUUGAUUAACGACACCCACUAUUACGAGCUCACUAAUGCCGUCGGUCACGAGGGCGCUAGCCCUAUUAUUCGUGUGCCAUGGCCCGAAGAGUGGAUGAUCAAGCGUGCUCUUGAUGCUGGCGCUCAUGGAAUUAUGACUCCUAUGUGUCACUCUGCAGAGGACGCCGCCAAGGUCGUCAGCUACUGCAAGUACCCGCCUGUCGGAGUCCGUGGAUACGGACCCAUGUUCACGCCGCAUUCAUUCCCCGGUGUGAAGCCUUCUGAGUACGACGAGAAGACACACGGCGAAGUGCUGGUUAUUGUGCAGAUUGAGUCCCGGCCCGGUGUUGAGAAUGUAGAGGAGAUUGCUAAUGUCGAUGGACUUGAUGUUUUGUUUAUUGGUGAGAUUGGAUAUUUCUGUAUUGGGUUUGUGGGAUUUGCUAACGGCCUUUUUGUAGGACCCUUCGACCUUGCUAAGCAGAUGCGUGUCACCCGCGGGGGUGAAGAGCACGAGGCUGCUAUCCAGCGUGUUUUGGAUGCUGCUAGAUCUGCAGGAAAGAAGGCAGCUAUCUUCUGUUCCGAUGGUGAUGACGCUCUUCGCCGCACACAACAGGGCUUUGAUAUGGUUUCCAUCACUACUGAUGUUGCUGUCAUCGGUGACGGCAUGCUCAACCAGUUAGAGAAGGCCAAGGGCAGUUCUAACGUCCAAGGAAAGCGGGACGGUUAUUAA